GCCCGAUGUUAACCCGGCGAUCCAAGAUGGCGGCGCCCAUGUUUCCCUAAGUCCCGCGGCAGCGGCAGGUUUCCGGUCGGGAGCGGUGUUGGGGUCAUGUUGCGCGCCGCCCUCCGAGAAGUGUCUACAGCACUAAAGGAAGGCCGAGUGAGUCCAACAGAACUUUGUCAACGAUGUUUGUCUCUUGUCAAAACCACCAAAUUUCUUAAUGCUUACAUCACUGUAACAGAAGAUACUGCAUUAAGGCAGGCUGAAGAAUCUGAGAAGAGAUAUAGGAGAGGUCAAUCACUGGGGGAUUUAGAUGGAAUUCCUGUUGCAGUAAAAGACAACUUUAGCACAGCUGGCAUUGAAACAACAUGCGCAUCAAACAUGCUAAAAGGUUAUAUUCCUCCUUACAGUGCUACUGUAGUUCAAAAAUUAUUGGAUCAGGGUGCUGUGCUUAUAGGAAAAACAAACCUAGAUGAAUUUGCUAUGGGAUCUGGGAGCACUGAUGGGAUAUUUGGACCAGUUAGAAACCCAUGGAGUUAUUCAAGACAGUACAAGGAAAAGUGUGGGCAGAACUCCCAUCUUGAGAAUGAAGACUCCAGUUGGCUGAUAGCAGGAGGAAGCUCAGGAGGUAGCGCUGCUGCUGUAUCAUCUUUCACAUGCUUUGCGGCUUUGGGAUCAGAUACAGGAGGAUCCACCAGAAACCCAGCUGCUCACUGUGGAGUAGUAGGUUUAAAACCAACCUAUGGAUUGGUGUCUCGCCAUGGUCUCAUUCCUCUAGUGAACUCCAUGGACGUACCAGGGAUUUUAACCAGAUGUGUGGAUGAUGCUGCAACUGUGUUAGGUGUGCUUGCUGGGCACGAUCCUAAAGACUCUACCACAGUGCAAGACCCCUUUAACCCAUUUGAAUUACCCAAUGUCGUAGAUGUCAGCAAGCUCUGCAUAGGAAUACCAAAGGAAUACCGCAUACCUGGGUUGUCUAGUGAAACUCUGGCAGUCUGGUCGAAAGCUGCUGACCUCUUUGAGAAUGCAGGUGCUAGAGUAAUUGAAGUGAGCCUACCACACACUUGUUAUUCUAUUGUCUGCUAUCAUGUGCUGUGCACAGCAGAAGUUGCAUCAAAUAUGGCCAGAUUUGAUGGACUGGAAUACGGACACCGUUCCAAUAUGGACAAGUCAACAGAAAGCAUGUAUGCUGCAACACGACGAGAAGGGUUUAAUGAUGUUGUAAGGGGAAGAAUUCUAUCAGGAAACUACUUUUUGCUGAAGCAGAACUAUGAGAAAUAUUUUAUCAAGGCCCAAAAAGUGAGGCGUCUCAUUGCCAAUGACUUUGUGAACGUCUUCAGUAGUGGUGUUGACGUUCUGCUCACUCCCACCACUCUGAGAGAUGCAGUUCCUUACAUGGAGUUCAUCAAAGAAGACAAUAGAACCCGCAGUGCACAGGAUGAUAUUUUUACACAGGCUGCAAACAUGUCGGGGCUGCCAGCUGUAAGCAUUCCUACUGCACUUUCAGAGAAAGGCUUGCCAAUUGGGCUUCAGUUUGUUGGACGUGCGUUCCAGGAGCUGCAGCUUCUCACUGUAGCCAAAUGGUUUGAAAAACAAGCAAAAUUCCCAAUCCUUCAACUACAGGAAAUGCUAGAUCAUGCUGAUGCUCUCUCCCAUCAAAAAAUCAGCCUUUCUUCAUAACUUAGGGUAACGAAUGUGAAAAGGAUCUUUCAGUUGGUUUUGUUUUGUAUAAAUGAUAAUCUAGAUUCUGAAAAUAUGCAUUAAUGUAAAAUGGAAUCAUGAAAGCUGUUAGUAUGUAAGUAAAUUGAAGAGAGUCCCAAAUUAAAUUAAGUUUAUAAGAGCAGUGUGUGUACUGUUUAGGAAGAAUGUAUUAACACUGUAACAAUA
Gavialis gangeticus (Gharial) is the source of this 1875-nucleotide messenger RNA. RefSeq names its product glutaminyl-tRNA synthase (glutamine-hydrolyzing)-like 1 (gene QRSL1). Lineage: Eukaryota; Metazoa; Chordata; Crocodylia; Gavialidae. Gene Ontology annotation, cellular component: mitochondrion; glutamyl-tRNA(Gln) amidotransferase complex. The record is from RefSeq and is a predicted model, not a curated record. The transcript is spliced from 11 exons. Gene Ontology annotation, biological process: mitochondrial translation; glutaminyl-tRNAGln biosynthesis via transamidation. Gene Ontology annotation, molecular function: glutaminyl-tRNA synthase (glutamine-hydrolyzing) activity. Bases 97 to 1668 code for a protein of 523 amino acids.